CGAUAAGGCAGAGGAGGAAAACAACAAGGCUGAUGCCUCAGACUUUUACUAUUACACCUCCUUUUCUUCACAUAGGAGGAAUUGUUACUUGUUACUGCUUUUACUCAGCAUUCUUGUCUGCGUUUGGCUUAACCGCAUUAAUGUGGUGAUAAAAUGGUUGAUUAACAGCUUCGUCACCUGUUGUGAACCUCUCUCUGACCUCAGCUGUAAAGCCGUCUCACACUCUGGAUAUUCAGCUACAGUUAAUUCUCUGUUGUUCAGUGCAAUAGGCUGCAAUGCUCUCAAAGAGGGAGAAAGAGCUAAUUGCAGAAAUAUGGGGAAGACUGACUCCUGUGGCUGAAGAUAUUGGCUCAGAUGCGCUUCUUAGGAUGUUCGCCUCUUACCCAGGAACCAAGACGUACUUCUCCCAUCUAGACAUCAGUGCCCGCUCUGCUCACCUGCUCUCUCACGGGAAGAAGAUUGUCCUGGCCAUAGCCGAGGGAGCCAAAGACAUCAGUCAGCUCACCGUCACCCUGGCCCCUCUGCAGACCCUGCACGCAUACCAACUCCGGAUAGACCCAACUAACUUCAAGCUUUUCUCACACUGUAUGCUCGUCACCCUGGCCUGUCACAUGGGCGAAGACUUCACACCAGUUGCACAUGCAGCCAUGGACAAGUACCUGUCGGCCUUCGCAGCUGUGCUCGCCGAGAAAUACAGAUGAGACUCAGCCACGUGUUUCUAGGAAGUAUACGAGACAUUUAUGAUGCUAUAUGAUAUGAAAUAUUUAUGUUUGUGUAGUUGUUGUUAUUGUGUAAGGUUUUGUAAUAAUAAAAAAUGUGCAAUUAAUAUAC
Seriola aureovittata is the source of this 831-nucleotide messenger RNA. It is a transcript of the gene hbae4, whose product is annotated as Hemoglobin subunit alpha-D-like. The coding region runs from base 276 to 701 and encodes 141 amino acids. Gene Ontology annotation, molecular function: organic acid binding; haptoglobin binding; oxygen carrier activity. Gene Ontology annotation, biological process: hydrogen peroxide catabolic process; oxygen transport. The transcript is spliced from 3 exons. Gene Ontology annotation, cellular component: blood microparticle; hemoglobin complex; haptoglobin-hemoglobin complex. The record is from RefSeq and is a predicted model, not a curated record. NCBI's taxonomy places the organism in Eukaryota, Metazoa, Chordata, Actinopteri, Carangiformes, Carangidae.